CCUUACUCUGCUGUUCUCUCUGUUGAAACAUGUCGUUCCCAAAGGCUCCAAUCAAGCGCUUCAAUGAAGCACCAAGUCGUGCCCCAGCGCCAGGCUCUUACGAUGUCAAAUCUUCAGACACAUCAAAAGGACCUGUGUCUUUUGAUAAGUCUCAACGGUUUACAAAGCAGAUGGGAGACACAGGAUCUUGGCAGAAUCCCAGUAAUAUGAAACCUCCACCUUCUCCAGCAUCUGCAAGAAAAAUGCAGUCUCUUGAUUCAAAGGCAACCAGCUCAGGGGUGAAGCCAGAAAAGGAUUUGGCCCUCUUGAAAAAUUUGAGAAAACAGAAGGAACUGGAAAAAGAGAUCCGUGCACUUGUUGGAGAAUCUGGACAGCAGGAUAAAAAAAUACAAACUCUGGAGGAAGAAGUUGCAAAAUUGGAAUCAAAGCUGUCUGCUGCCAUUAGGGAGAAAACCUCUUUCAUAGCAACUGUUGCUUCUAUGGAAAAGCAGCUUCUGGAGUUGACCAGGACCAAUGAAUUGUUAAAAACAAAGUUCUCUGAAGAUGGGACACUGAAGAAAAUGAACAAUUUGUGUGCAGAGUUAAUGAAGCUCGGGAAUCGGAUGCACACGAAAAAGGUCAUUUUCUCUAAGCAAGAAGAUAUGAAAAUGAAACUGCGGACUGACCAAAGAACCUUAGUGCAUUCAAAUGAAAAAGUACCACAACUGGAAGAACAGCUGAUAGUAACUGAGAUACACACUGAAGAGAAAUAUGAUUCAGAUAAACUUUUGGAAUAUGUUGCAGAACUGAGCAAUGCUGCAGAGCUAGUAGAUAAAUACAAGCUGGACAUUGCCCGUUUAGAGGAAGUCAUAGAAGCAAAGAAUACGGAAAUUGAAACAUUGCAGACUUCACUUCAAUAUACAGAAACUACGCUGUCUACACAAAUUAAAGAGCUGUAUGAAAAAUGCAAGAUGUUUGAACAGCAAAAAGAGGAACUCUUAAUUGAAUAUAGAGAAAAGGAGCAAAGUUCAAAUGCUGAAAUCCAGUGCUUGAAAGAACGGUUGAAUUUAGAAGAAGAGGAAUGCCAGAAGCAAAAGAGUGCCUAUAAGGAGCUUUCUACUGCAAUGUGUCAGAAGUGGCUUGAGUUCCAAGAAGAAGUGACUAAAGAGAAGCAAAUUUUAGAGAGAGAACUAAGAGAAACUAUGGAUGAGCUGGAUAAACUGCACACUAAAGAAGGCAAAGUACAGAAGAUGUUGAAGCACCAGGAAGAAGAGUAUAAGUCUCAGACUGAGGAGCUAGUAAAGCUGCAAGCAAAACUGCAAGGGAAAAACACAGAGUUGGAGAAAAUGGCUCAGGCACACAGAAAUGCUAUUGUACAGAUAAAAGAGGAGCACAGCAACACACUGUGCAAACUUGGAGAGAACAUUGCUGAAUUUGAAAUUUACAAAGCUCGUGUGUCGGAAGAAAUGAUAUGCCUCAGACAGGAGAAAACUGCUUUGCAGGACCAGUUAGCUGAAGUGAACAAAGCAGCUCUGCAGACAGCUCAAGCGAUGCAAGAGGUACAGCGUGCUAAAGAAAAGGCAAAGGAGGAAUAUGCAAGGAUGCUGCUGGAUGCCCAGACCAAAUUAGCAUUAAAGGAUGAAGAAAUUAAAAGAAUAAAAGAAUCAAACAUUGCACAGAUUGCCAAUAUAGAAGCAAGACUAGAAGAUCAAAAGGAAGACUUCAAGAAGCAACUGGAAUUGGAAAGGGAAACCAUAGCAGAAAAAGCAGAAGCUGAUUACAGAGAGAAUGUAAAAACCUGGCGUAUCCUAUAUGAAGAAUUGUAUAAUAAAGUGAAACCAUUUCAGCAACAACUUGAUGCAUAUGAGGCUGAGAAGAAUGCACUUAUGAAUGAGCAUGGUGCUGCCCAAGAAGUGCUGAACAAACUUAGUGAUGCAUAUGCUAAGCUGCUAGGCCAUCAGAAUCAGAAGCAGAAAAUCAAGCAUGUAAUGAGGCUGAAAGAAGAAAACGCACAGAUGAGACAGGAGGUAUCAAGGCUGCGUACUCAGUUAGCAAAGGAAAAACAAAUGAAAGGAGACCUCCAAGAACAACUGAAUGCAGUUCAGGGUAUCAAGCGAUUUGAUCCUUCAAUAGCUUUUCAGCAUUCCACUAAGGAAAACAUUGAUCACAAAACACCUUUUAAAGAAAGUAAUAGAAACAAAAGUUAAAGUGCUCUGUGCUGAACUGGAACCAACCCACU
Molecule: messenger RNA, 2218 nt
Organism: Gekko japonicus
Lineage: Eukaryota; Metazoa; Chordata; Lepidosauria; Squamata; Gekkonidae
Gene: HMMR
Product: hyaluronan-mediated motility receptor
Exons: 18
Coding region: 30-2186 (718 amino acids)
Cellular component (GO): membrane
Molecular function (GO): hyaluronic acid binding
Source: RefSeq, a predicted model, not a curated record